This is a messenger RNA of Pipra filicauda (Wire-tailed manakin), 10093 nucleotides long. It is a transcript of the gene DHRS7C, whose product is annotated as dehydrogenase/reductase 7C. NCBI's taxonomy places the organism in Eukaryota, Metazoa, Chordata, Aves, Passeriformes, Pipridae. The record is from RefSeq and is a predicted model, not a curated record. Gene Ontology annotation, cellular component: sarcoplasmic reticulum membrane. The transcript is spliced from 9 exons. Gene Ontology annotation, biological process: regulation of release of sequestered calcium ion into cytosol by sarcoplasmic reticulum. Bases 581 to 1558 code for a protein of 325 amino acids. Gene Ontology annotation, molecular function: all-trans-retinol dehydrogenase (NAD+) activity.
UUGUUGCAUCCCUGAGCUGGAACAAGACAUUCCCAGCAACUGCCAAGGUGUGGCAAGGAAGUGUCCUAGCCUUGCCAUCCAGAGCUGCAGGUAGGAAUCCUGUGGAAUGGGAGUGCAUUUACCUUGUGUCAGAAAGUACUUUAGAGCUCAGUCUGCACCACCCUGUCUGCAGGGUCAUGAUUUCUGGGCCUAUGAUGAAUCCAGGGAUGAAUCAGAUGGACUCACAGUCACCAUCAAAACCAGGGCGAGUAGGGAAGAUAAAAAAGUGUUUUGAGCAGUGAAAUCUCUAAAGCAUCAUCAGAGACCUUCUGACUGAUAUCAGUACUUGCUAUUUUUCUUAAAUGUCUCCAGCAGCAAGAGUUACAAAUGGUGGCUUGUUCUGAAAACUGAACUUACUUUUCAGAAGAUUUUUCAGGGAGGGUAUGCUGAGACCAGCAGGUGCUUUUUUACAGCAUGAGACCGUCUGUGAAGGUGGCUUGGCACAACUCCUCAGCUCAUUUGACUUAAUGUUUUUACAUUUUCCUGUAGAAACUGAUGUACAUUACAGGACACCGUGACCAUUUUGUAUUGGAAAACAGAGAUGGGUAUUCUUGCUGUACUUGCUCUACCAUUGCUUCUCUUAGGGAUCAGUGGAAUUAUUUAUCUUUACCAGUCAGUCAGGUGGCUAUUGUCCAAGUCAGCGGUGCAAAACAAGGUGGUGGUGAUUACGGAUGCCAUUUCUGGACUAGGCAAGGAAUGUUCUCGUGUGUUUCACACAGGAGGAGCAAGGCUUGUGUUGUGUGGCAGGACAUGGGAAAAGUUAGAAGCCUUGUAUGAUGCCUUAAUUAGCGUGACAGACCCCAGUAUGACGUAUGCGCCAAAGCUCAUACUUCUGGAUAUCUCAGACAUAAACUGCAUUCGAGAUGUAGCUAAGGAAAUCCUGAAUUGCUAUGGCUGUGUGGAUAUACUAAUCAACAAUGCAAGUAUGAAGGUGAAAGGAGCAGUGCAGAGCAUUUCAUUGGAACUUGAUAAAAAGAUAAUGGAUGCCAACUAUUUUGGACCUAUAACAUUAACCAAAGCCAUUCUUCCCAACAUGAUCUCAAGAAGAACUGGCCAAAUUGUUCUAAUUAAUAGCAUUCAAGGGAAAAUAGGAAUCCCAUUUCGUGCAGCCUAUGCUGCCUCCAAGCAUGCUGCUGUAGGUUUUUUUGAUUGUCUUAGAGCUGAAAUGGAAGAAUUUGAUAUUUCUGUCAGCACUGUGAAUCCAACUUUCAUCUGUUCGUACCAUCGCCAACCAGCACCUGGCAACUGGGAGGCAUCUAUUUGGAAAUUCUUUUUCAGGAAGGUGGCAUAUGGUGUACACCCAGUGGACGUAGCAGAGGAAGUCUUGCGCACAGUGAGCAGGAAGAAGCGGGAGGUGCUUAUGGCCAACCCUAUCCCCAGGGCAGCAGUUUACAUUCGAACCUUCUUCCCUGAGCUGUUUUUUGCCAUUGUUGCCUCAGAAUACCUACAAAGGAAAUACCUGCUCUGGAGGCAUGGAACCAAACUACUCUUGCUGCUACAAGUCCCAUUGCUCAUGUAACUUUCGACAGCAGAUCACUUAUAUACUUCAUUCAUCAGCAGAGUCUCCAAACAUGAACGGAAUUCUGAGGGCAAGGAAAUAUAUGACUAUCAUCUUGCAGGGACAUUAACUUUUUUGCUGUAUCUGUAAUUCAAUUACUUGGACUUCAAGAAACCUGACUCAGGGAGGUAGUUGACCACAGGGGAGAAGACGACAGUUCCUGCAGUACCUGUUGGAGCUCCAUCUAUUUUCUGUUGUAGCACUGGGGUUUUAUUGUUGCGUGAGUGACUAUACCUUAACUGGGAAGUCAAACAAUGACUUUGUUCAAAAUUUUCUAGCUCCUCACCAGAACUCUACUCCUUCAAACAAAUGGGCAUUUGCUGUGAUUUCAGUUUUACCUGUGUCUGUACCUCAGCAAAAGCCAAGCCCUUCAUAAUUCCACAAAACCCAAAUGUAGAAUAACUGGGUAAUUUAAUCAGAAAAGGAUCAGGAAUCGUAGGACAUCACUGCUAAACAUGAAUCAACAUUUUUUGUAGCUGCCCCAUCCCUGGAAGGCCAGGUUGGGGUGUCCCUGGCCAUGUCAGGGAUUGGAACAAGAUGGUCCCUUCCAACCCUAACAAUUCUCUGAUUUCCUUGAUUUCUAUUAUUUUAUUGCUUUGUUGUAAAAACAAGUGGAUUACAUGUUAAAAUAAGCUGAAUAAUUCUUCUGCUCCAUUUUGCAUGUUCUAGAUAUCAGCAGAAAUUUUUCAUGCAACUUCAUUUCAAAAAUGUGAACAGUUCAAGGAGCCACAGUAAAUAGCAAUGAGAGUGACAAAGGUAAAAUAACACCUGUGACCCAUCAAGAAAUUUUUGAAGAACAGAUGUGUUUUAAUCUAGAAAGUAGAAGAAAGAUAUAUCUUAAUGGUUUUCAAAUUCCUAAAACGUACUGCCAAGAAGAUAGAAUUAAACAUUUUGCUCGAGUAGGACAAUGUGCUAAAAUUGCUGCAAAGGAGAUUUACAGGGACAGAAUUUUCUGCUAAGAAUAGUUAAGCACAAAGGAUAAAUUGCCAAAGAAAUUUUCAAAUGCCUGUCUUUGCAAGCUUUAAAGAAGGGAUUAAUGAAACAUCUGUAAAAAACCAAUGUAGCUUUAGUUUAUCCUGCCUAGAGGAAAAGAAGGAUUAGAUGACCUUUUAAAGAGGUCACACUUUUCUCUUAUUUGAUGUUUUUUUCUCAUCUUGAGAACAAUGUUUCUCCACUGGUAUUUCAGAAGCAGUAUUUUUUUUUCCUCUGGGGAAAUAAAUUAUUUAAUUUGAAGUUUUCUGUUUCAUUUGUCUGUCUCUGUUUCGCUGUCACAUCUGUGGAUAUCUGUUGUAUAUAAAAAUAUUAUGAUAACAAAUAGAAAUAUUAUAAGUUCAGUAAGAGGUGUUUUCUGUGAGCCUCACUCAACUGUAUUUAAUCUAUGUAGAUUCUGUAAUAAUACUAACUUUUAUAAAUGAGGACAGCACUAGGCCCGCAGAUUUAGUUGUAGGUCAUAGGAGAAAGAUAAUCAGCUACAACUCCUUUAAUUAAUUUUUUAAGCUCAUAUGCCCAAAGGGCACAUAAUGUUCUUUCAAUGUGACCUGCAGUUGCACUAUUUUAAGUUUAUGGGGUUUUGUGCUGAAAUCAACUGUUACUUUUGUUGUUCAAAAAAAUCGACAUUGUUAGGCAUUUCUAGACACAAGGACCCUUGAGGUAAGGAAGAAUUUAAAAGUGAGGAGAUUCUUGUUUAAUUUUAGACAUCUGUCCUAGAUACAGCCCACUCAAGGCUGACCUCCCAGACCCCCUUCUUAAGUGGUGGAAAGAAACAGGUGUCUAUAGUCUGACUUGUCUGACUUAUCUGACUUGCAGCUCAGGAUAAUAAGAAUUGCAUCCCUGAAGUGCCAGUACAAGUGUAGAUCUAUGUAUCUCUGCCACAGGUAUCUGAAGUUUACUGAGAUGCCACAUUCAUCAAGAUUGAUUGGGUCUAAAGAAUUGGAAUGAAAGUGCCUCAGUUUUUAACCUGCCUUCAAAUAAUGUGGUUCCAGGACUUACUGGGAGUCAGAAGUUUACAUAAAGGCCAGAAUACAAAACCCUGGGUUACAAAUAGGGAUAAGAAAUCUUGCAUUUCAUCAGGUGAAUUUGUUUACCAGACAUCCAGCAGAAGACAUAUAUCUUCUUGAAUGGUUACUAUGUGAGAAGAACAAAGUUUGAGAUUUAGGAAUUGAUCUUGAUGGGGUCCUAUUGGACAAUUAUUUAAAAGCCCUUGUUCACACAGAGCACUUUACGACUGCAACCCACUGUAAGAAAAAUCCUGAGGAAACAGCAUAUGGCAGAGACUGGCCAUCUGUGUUAGUAAACUGCAGGCUAAGAAAAAAAUGAGGAACUUACUUAGGUCUUCUAAAGGACUUGUGGGCACUAAACGAGCAUGUUCCUGGAUGAGGUGGAAAUUCCUCAGUGACACCCAGAAACAACAUGAGAUGGGUAAAGAUCUGUUGUAAAAAGAGAUAUUACAAGUGCAAAAAGCAUAAAGUCAGACGGAAUCAGGAAUUCCUAUAUCAGUGAAGAUGUUAGAAACAUCACCACCACAAAAAAAUAUGUGAAACUAGGGGAAGGAAUUAAGGUCUUGUGUUCUGGUCAAGGGAUUGAGACUGCUUCUACCAGAGUGAAUAGCAACCGCUCUGACAACUGAUAGAGAGGAACGGAAGGUGGCAGUUUCAGAACACUGUAAUGAGUAAAGACAGACUUUUCUAAAGAUGAAAAGGGAAAUAUUAUUGCUGUCUGCAGCUACCUAGUGGGUUGGUAUAGAGAAGAAGGAGCCAGAUACUUCUCAAAUGUGCACAGUAGAAAUAAAAAAGGUAAUGGACACAAAUUGGAGGACAUGGCAUUCUGAUUUGAUGUUAGGUAUGCUUUUUCUACAGUUGCAGCAGCGAAGCACUGCAACAGGUUGCCAACAAGGUCAGGAGAUCUCAUUUCCUCAAUAUAUUCAAAAUUCAACUGCUUGAGUCUCUGAACAACACUAUUGGCCUGGCUUUCAGGGGGAAGGUUGGACCAGACACAAACCUCAUGACCUCAUGACAGACUUCUCACAACGAAUUUACAAUUUAAAUUAUUCUUUAACUAUUUGUGAGUCUAUAGAUAUCGGUGAGUCUUGUAGGUGGUCUCCAACCAAAAUAGUUUUGAUAUUCUCUCAGACAGAGAGUGUAAUUCUGUCAGUUUUCCCACUGGAUGGGAAAACUUGAAUGAACACCAAAUGCUGAAACCACUGCAAAUAAUGAAACUGCAGUCAAGUUAGGCAGAAAUCAUAAAAUCAACACUCAUGAAAGUUAUGAGGAGAUGACUUUGGGUAUAAAUACUUGACUGACAUCCUUUCAUGAGUGUCACAAAGCUGUAUGUGAUCAGGAGUCAACUGCAGGAUACAGUCUACCCCAGCUCCUAUUCGCAUUUGGUUGGUUGGUUGGUUGGUUGUUCUUACAGUUGUUAUGGCCCACCCCAUGAGGUGGGGUAACUGAGGUUCUUGCUAAUAGAUGCCAGGUCUAUUUUGAAACAAUUUAGUUGCCAUGGAAAGGAGUUAUGUAGCCAUUUUGGUUAUUAUCUAUAGAAAUACAGCAAUAUAAAAGUAUAAAAAUAUCACUUAAGAAAACAUAAAAGAAAGAAAGGAUAAGAUUAGAUAGUAGAGAGGGAAGAUAUCACCACCUGUGGACAAAUUUCGAUGCCUGUUGGUAAAGGUGAUGGUCACAGUCUUGAUCCAUUGCGGCUGGGGGCCCAUGAACCCAAAAUUUCAAUGGGUUAAUACAUGUUUAGGUUCAGGUGAGAAUGACCAGGUACCUCCCCUGGCGGGAGUUUUACACUGUCUGAUAUAACACUGUGCGUGCAUGCAGUCCUCUGGUGGAAGGCCUCAGAAAUGAGUCUGGGGGUGCCUUGGGGGUCCUUGAUGGUUUAUGGCCCCUUCUAAGACAUGACAGCUGCCUCUCACACCACUGUAGUUGAGGCAGUUAUUCCCCAUCAGAAAGGAUGAAAACCCUCAGGCCUACAUGUGAAUGUCCCGAUACAUCCCUCUGGGGAGAGUUUUAUACCUGAGCUUUAUUGGAAGGCAUGAUAAAAAGCAUUAUCCCACCUCACGGAAUCUGCCUUCUUACUGGCCUUUUCCCUUAUCUGGCUCAAAACUCAUCUUGUUGCUAAACCAAGGUUGGUGUGCCAUGGUCAUCCUCUGGCUGUGGGUGCACAUCCCCUCUGCACCCGGGCUGUUCUUACGCAGAUUGGAGGUUUCACCACCACAUACCCCAAAAAGUCUCCUCCUCCCCUUUGCUGGGGUAGCAUAAACCUGGUCUCAGCAAAGCAUCUACUGCUUUUGCAAAAGGCCGAUUGUUUGAGUCAUUAACCUUGAAUUUUUCAGUCUCUCAGAAGGGCGUUCAUGAGUGUUUAAAAGCUGGGAAUACGUUAAAUGCUAAACUAAUAAGAAUACUGUAGCAAAUGUUCUUUCUAAAAUUGAAAACGAUGGUGUACAGUGACCGUAAAUUAAUAAUAAAGCCAGCAGCUUCCAUAUAACUUUUCUUAUUUUCACAGGACAUGAAAAGCAUGAAGAAAUUAUGAUGUUGAUUUUAAAUUGUACACAUUGAGAUGCUGUUAUAGGACAGUAACCUACAACUGUUGAUUGUAGGACAAUAUAGGCUAAUGAAAAGGAAUUUCUGCUACUGGGUACCGGGCCAAAACUUGAAUCUUAAAAAUAAAGGUUCAUUUGUAUAUGAAAUAUACUGAAAGAAGCAACCAGUACUAAAGAGAACAAACAAACACGCAAACAAACAAACAAACAAAAAAAGGCUCCAAACAUUUCCAAAUAUUGGAUUUGAGUUUUGGGAGGCAGCAGGGGCAGGACUGUGGGAUAACUCAAGUAGGAUAGUACUUCAGGAAGUUUUUGGUUCACCCUCCUGUCAUCUGUGAGGUCAGACCAAGUUGCUCAGAGCUUUGCUUAGUCUGGUCUUGAAAACCUCCGAGCAGGAAGGCUGCACAGCCUCUUCUUGGCAGCCUGGUUCACUGCCUGACAAGUCCCCACAAUGAGAAAGCUUGUCCUUGUAUUCAGUUCAAGUUUCUCUCAGCUGAAUCUAUGCCCAGUGUCUCUCAUUCUCCUACAGUGCACCAGUGUGAAAAGCCUGGCUCCGUGUAAUAAACAACUUUCUUGUGGAAACUGGAAGCCUGCCUGACAUUGUAGAGCUUCAGGUCCCUCUGAAGUCUCCUCUGCAGGCAAAAAAAAAGCCUUAGCCUCUUCUCAUACCACAUAUGCUCCAGUUCUCUCCCCCAUCUUUGUGACCAUCUGCUGAACUUGAUGCACUUUGUUCCUGUUAUUCCCAUUUUGUGGAGCCCAAAACUGGAUUCUGUAUGUCAUUUAACAAAUCACUUCUCUGGAUCUACUGGGUGUGUUCCUGUUAAUACAGCCGAAGAUGCUGUUGGCGUUCUUUCUACCAGUUGUAUUUUCAGCUUGCUGUGAUCUCAGUUCAAUAAAAUCCCCAAGUCCAUCUCCACUGAGUUGAUCUGCAGCAGCCCAACUGUGCAACCACAUCUCUUGUUCUAAAGGUACUGCAGCUCAUUGGCUGCAUGUGGAGAUUUAGUUCUUCUCACUUGUUUCCCAGACUGUUUGCAUUUGUAUACAUAUGCUUAGGGGGUGGGGCUUUCUUUGCCCUGCUUUAUCACACCUGAGAUCUCAUUUUUUCAUGUCACCUUGCACCUUUUUCUUUCCACCACUGUAGACUUCUAUUUCAUGACAAAAUCUCACUUCUCUAUUAUUCCUAAAGCAUUCUUAAAGUAUUUCUCAACAUGUUGGCCAGUUUUGCCCAGUGGACCCUCUUUCUCCCCAGCUGUUCCUCAUCCUCUGAGAGAGACCUACAGUUGUCAAAGUCAAAGCCCUGUCACAAAGACUGCUGUGCAAAAUCAAGUGUUGACCCACAUGAUCCAUGCCCUACUUCCAAGCCUUGUCCUCUCAAGACCAAUGAGAACACCACCUUGGCCCUAAUGUCCUACACCUUCACCCUCAGAAUCAUAUAGGUACUCUUCCCUUGGUCGGUGUCUCCUGGACAUUACUACUGGUGUUCACAUGGAUAAUCAGCAUGGAAUUGCAGUCUAAGGGCUGGACUGGCUUCAGCAGUCCACCUGAAAUACCUCAGAUCUAAGCCCUGAACAAACAGCAAACAUGCCUGUAUAUCAAGUCAAGGUACCAAGCCCUGAAAGACACAGUUUCCCACUGCUGGCACUUGCCAUGCUUCCUGGUUCUGCUGCAUGUGUCAGGCUCAGCUGGCUCCAAGUGCUCCCCAGGCAGAGCUCACAGCCUCUUGCUUGCUGCUGGAGAUGGAAAGUAUUAUGCAGUUGCAGAUUUGCCAUUAGAGAAACAGUCAUGCCCCUCUUGCCAGAAGCCACAACAUCCAGCAUUCCUGUCCCCAGGAAUCAACAAGUGGUCCCAGGCACUCCCUAGACCCAGAGGUUUGCAUUCUUUCUCAGGAGAUGAGUCUGUGCUAGGAUCUCUGCAGUGCCUGUUGCUCCUGGGGCAGGGACAAUGUCCACUGAGGUGUCACCUCCAAUGCUGAGCAUUCACACACUGCCUUCAGCAAAGUUCCUGUCCUUGGCAAAGCAAUAUUCUGGGCCCUAACUUUGCAAUUCAGCACCCAUAUAGCUCUCUCCCUAGUACUAGUGGCAUGAAUGUAUGAAACUCCCUGAUGGGGAGCCAGUUUUUCCCACCUGCAACCUGGAUCUGAGGAACCUUGAACUCGCUCCCAGAAGAACUGAAGCAGAGGCCAGGACUGUUGCACAAAUUGCAAGCACCAGCAGCAAGCAACAAUCCAAGCAGCGUCUGAGGCCCCUACCGGCAUCCUGCCCACAUACUUCCAGUCCUGAGGUCACUGCACUCCCAAAGGACAGUCAGGGUGAAGUACACAGCGGAUGGAGGUUGGGCACAAAGUGCCACCACCCCUUUAUGGGCUUUCCACCACGUUCCUUCUGAAGAGAUGGGCUCAUGUGUUGCUCUGUGAUCUCACCUUGAGAGACUGCUAUUAUCUAACAAUUUUCUUCUCUUACCUCUAAUGGUUUACUUUUGAGCUAAUUGUGCUUCUCUGUUAUCAGCUCCACCUUAUCACUGGCCAUAAACUGACCUGCUAUGGAUCCUGCUGGCAUAGCAAGCUCAAACUAUAUUUAUUGCCUGAAUAAAAAUGUAAAGUGAUUUUUCCAAAGCCCAGAGCUGCUCAGUAUACUAAGACCUCUGCCAACCAGAGUUCACAAUUGUGUUUUCUUAAUGGGCUCAUUAACAGGAGCAUUUACCCAAAAAUGAAGACAAACUGCUGUCCAGCAAAGUAGGCACACAUGGCUCAGUUCCGUGGGGAAGUUCCACACUGAUCCUCACAGUGGAACAGCUGUGUGUUCCUGAUCUCUGAGGGUUGUAAUAAUUUCUACUUUAUCAUUUUUAAUGUGAUUAUGGAUGCUUCAUGUGUAAUAAUCACAAAUCAAAUUUUGGUUCUUUUUGUCACUGUUGCCAGAAUGAUUCCUAGAGAAUUCUAUAGGUGAGUUGUGUGCUGUCCACAACAAUGUAUCUUUCAGAUUUCAGUUUGCCUUCCUGAUUGUUUUGAAUAAGCAGUGUUUACUUUGAAAGCCUCUUCCCUCUAUUAGCCUUCCUUUCACAGCAAAUCUACUAUGCAUAUACUGAAACACUUGAAUCAUAACCUGCAAUUCACAGAUUUUCCUUUUCCUUCCUCCAAAGAGAUUGUACCUUUAAUUACAAAAAAAUUAAUCAAGCCAUGCACCAUGUGUCUUAUUUGCUGCCCUGUUCUUUGUGAGUAUUGGUUUUGGUUUGGGGAUGGGAUUUUUUACAGUCUUUUCAAUAAAGAAUAGAGUGGAAUCCAUAGUGCUCUGAAAUUCUAACAAACUCACACGCUCUGUGUUAGCAUUAGACACUGCUUAAAAACCAGAGCAGUAGGGGACCUGCAUCACUACUGUUUUCUGAAAAGAGAAACCUGAAUCUACUUUUCCAAUAUAAAGAUUUCCUUGAAACAUCCAUGGAAAUAUCAUUUAUUCAUUGUCAGAGACUGAAACGGUUAAUGAUUUAUGCAUUCUAAGAGACUUCUGCAGGCUUUUGACUUUCUGAUGGGCAACUGGGCCCAUCCCCCCCCCUCCUCCAGUGCAGAAGAUGUCAAGCCCCGAAAAGGCGGGAAGAGCCGAGUUUACCACGCCCUCCACAUGAACUCCACACCAAAAAGGGGGACACCAACCUAUGAAAACAACUCCCCGCCUUGGGGGAGGUGCAAAGGAUAUGGAUUUUGACUGGUGACUUUGGGGGUUUGGCGGGGUUUUUGUUUUUCCUUCUCCCCCCACCACCUGCGGAUCAAGACAUCGCUGGAUCCAGUGGGCAGUGAUUAUCUCAUCUUCUUUUUUUUCUUGCUCUCCCUUACUCUUACCCUGUCUUUCUCUGCCCUAUGCAUUUUUUCUCCUCCCCAGAAAGGUUAUGACAGUACCCAAAAUGUUAACAUACCUAUUGAUACAAAAUUGUUAAAAUAAAGCUUGUCAAUAUAUGUUUUCAGACACAGA